Messenger RNA from Terrapene triunguis (Three-toed box turtle), 873 nucleotides. Its product is annotated as N-acetyltransferase 8-like. Gene Ontology annotation, molecular function: N-acetyltransferase activity. NCBI's taxonomy places the organism in Eukaryota, Metazoa, Chordata, Testudines, Emydidae. The record is from RefSeq and is a predicted model, not a curated record.
AGCAGGGCUGAUGGGUGGGUGCUGAGAUGGCAGGGUGGUGGGUGGAGGCGUGGAAGGUGUUUGCCAGGAGUCAGGGGGGGGAGCCCAGUGCAGCGAGAAGCCAGGGACACUGUGGGAAGUGGCCAGUGGAUCAGCAAUGUCCCAACCCGCUCCCCUGGUUUAAACUCUGUCUGCCCUAGGGUGCCUGGGCUGAGCGGCCCCAUGGCCCCGUUCCGCAUCCGGCAGUACGAGGACGGUGACUACGAGGCCGUGUGCACCAUGUUCGGACGUGGGAUUAUGGAGCACACUCCUGCUGCGUACAUCCACAUGCUGAAGCAUCCCCAGGCCCAGCUGCACUUCCUGGGCCUGUUCCUGGCGGUGCUCGCGGCCUCCGGGUCCGUCCUGGUCUCCCUCCUGGCUCUCCUGCUCGCUCUCACUGGGGCCUGGUUUUGCAUCUGGUCUCUCUGGAAUUAUUACGCCCAGCAGUUUCUUUGCAACAACCUACUGGACAUCCGGAGAACCUACCUGGAGGCAGCAGACUCUUGUCUCUGGGUGGCAGAGGCUGAGGGGGCGGUGGUGGGCAUGGUGGGUGCCGUCCUACCGGACGACCCCUCGGAAAGGGGGCACGCCCUGCAACUGAAGCGCAUGUCCGUGGGGAGGGAGUACCGGGGCCGGGGCAUCGCCAAGGCGCUCUGCAGGACGGUCAUCCGCUUCGCCCAGGAACGCGGGUACAGUGCCGUUGUGCUGGCCACCUUCAUGGUUCACUACUCGGCCCAGCAGCUAUACGAGAGCAUGGGCUUCCGGAGGGUCUCGGAGAGGUCCCCAUCACUCCUCGACAGCUUUCUGCAGUUCUCCCUGUUAUAUUAUCGAUACGAGAUUCCAGGGUCUCGCUGA